CACAAAACCUCGUAUCGAACAUGUGCACACGCGUGUACGUCGGCAACCUCCCUAUGGACGUCCGCACCCGUGAGUUGGAUGACCUAUUCUACAAGUAUGGGCGGAUCCUAGACAUUGAUAUCAAGCAGCCCAGCCGCCCUCCCGCGUUUGCGUUUAUUGAGUUCGACCACCCUCGAGAUGCCGAAGAUGCGAUUCGUGGCCGUGACGGCUACGAGUUUGACGGCCAGCGUCUGCGAGUAGAACGCACAAAUGGCGGUGGUCGUCGUUCCGAUCGAGGUGAUUCGAAAGGGUUUGGGCGCAACCUCAUGGGCAGCGGCAAGUAUUCAGUCGACGUGACUGGUUUGCCUGAGAGUGCGGCAUGGCAAGACGUCAAAGACUUCUUUCGCAAGAUUGGAGACGUGAUUUUUGCCCGAGUAGAUAAAAAGGGUGGCGGAUUCAUCGAAUUUUCCAACAGGGAAGACAUGCUCCGCGCAGUUUCAAAACUGGACGACACCGAAUUCAAGACACGCACAGAUACAACUGUCAUCCGCGUCAAGGAAGCGAACUACCUAGCCAAGAAGAGCGGCGAUUCACGCAGCCGAAGCCGUAGCCCGCGAGGUCGCAGACGUAGCCACAGCCGGAGUCGUAGCCAUACCCGCAGCCGCUCGCGCAGUUCGAGCCGAGGUCACAGUCGAUCCCGCAGCCAGAGCAAUGAAAAGAAAGACAAAAAGGACGUUGACGACACGAAAGAUGAUCCUAAGCCAGAAGAGACGACAGAAGCACCCGCCGCCGCUGAGUAAUCCUGGAUGAUACGUAGCUGGUGGCCAAGCGUUGGAGCGGCGCAAUCGAUUCUCCCACUGGCGGCGGGCGGGUCUGCCAACCAGUGGUGCCGGUGCGGGCGGGUUGCCAAGAUGCUUGCCGGGCGACUGCAACGACCAAGGCUCGACACCAUCGGCUGAAAGAUGCGGUUGGAGCGGCGACGGUGGAGUUGGCUCAUUCCUUUAAUUCAUGGCAAGUUCUCGUAUUUGGACGCAAUGAGCCUUCCUUCACUUU
Aphanomyces invadans is the source of this 1032-nucleotide messenger RNA. RefSeq lists its product as hypothetical. Gene Ontology annotation, cellular component: cytoplasm; nucleus; ribonucleoprotein complex. Lineage: Eukaryota; Oomycota; Saprolegniomycetes; Saprolegniales; Verrucalvaceae. Gene Ontology annotation, molecular function: mRNA binding. The record is from RefSeq and is a predicted model, not a curated record. The coding region runs from base 21 to 779 and encodes 252 amino acids. The transcript is spliced from 2 exons.